AUGCCCUCCCGUCGCAGAAAGCGAGAGUCAGGGGGCGAGAACGCGUCAACGAACGUGGGAUCGAACUUCAUUAGUGAUACUACCGAUAUUGAAGAUGAUAAUCAUGAUGAUAACAAUGAUGAUGAUAUUUCUAAUGAAGAAGAAGAACAGGUGAGGGAUUGCCCAAUGAAAAAACUUUCUGUCUCGAAAUCAGAAGUCGGUCAACUCCUAGAGACUUUGAAGAAGAUAGAUACCGAUGCGCAGCAAGACUUUAACAACGAACUCCUCGGGGAGAUUAAGGCCGUUUACGACCGUUCCACGCGCGAUCAAAACGCAAAGAAAAGCGACAGUUUUGUGCUUGAGAUUUCGAUCAACACUUUCGAGCAUUCGGUAUGUGAUUUGCAAACUUUUCAGGAUCGCAUAAAAGUUAUGGACGAAACAGCGCAGGAAUUCGUUGGUGUGCUUCAAUUUAGCGUGGUAUUGGUGGCGGCGUGCAGCUCAUCGAUUGGUCAAAUGUUUGAUUCGUCAGAAGAAGCGCAAACACUUGGCGCGCUUAAGUCAGAAAUUUUAGAUUUGCUAAAAAAAGAAACGCUCCAGUCAUACGCGACGAUCGUGGUCUUCGUCGUUAAUUUUUUUCAAACUGGAGCGCUCCUUCAAUUCCUCGAAGCGGAAAGGUCGCGAGUGCGUCUGUUACGCGCUUCUUACUCGGUGGAAGACAAUUGUUGCAACGUUGACGGCAAACGAAAACUUUUUCCACAAAUCGAGCAUGGCGAGCUCGCAAACGAAAAUGGGAAGUUUUUUGGCAUUCAAGUAACGAACGAGCGAUUUAAGGAUAUGAUUCAAAAACGCAUGAAUGCUUUAAAUAAUGCUUUAGUUCGAGAGGAUUUACAUUUCCAGUUUCAUUUGCGGUCGCAAGCGAUCUUGUCUUUGGUGGAUGAUUCACUUGGAGCGAAUAUAAUUGGCGGAUUUCAUCAUCCGGCCGCCAACUUAUACGAAAAUGUGGAGCAGACGUACGGAGAAUUAGUUUACGAAAAAACCAACUUCGACGUCUUGGAAACUCCUGAAUUGUCAGAUUGCGGAAUUAAAAAUCGUCCAACAAUAAAACGUCCAACAAUCGACGAGAAUCGAGAAUCAACGGCAAUAGCAAAAGCAACAGCGAAAUUUACAGCGUAUUUGAAUUUGGUCAAAACGGAGAAAGUAACGGACGAGCGAUUCGUACUGAACGAGAAUCAAAUUAAAGUAGCCGAGCGAAUGUUUUACGAAGUUACCCGAGAGAAAUUUGCAUCGAUCGUGAAUCCAGAACCGUGUCGAUCGGGCAAAACGAGAGUCACUGUUCUUGUCAUUUUGUGUUUGCUCGAAUGGAUUUUUAUUGGAGCGAAUAAAGAUGAUCAGAUAUUAAUAAUUUCGCCGUUAACCGCCACCGCCGCGUUCAAUGAGACAUUCACUUCAUUUAAUCGAUAUUUUCAUUCUCUCGGAGUCAUCAAAGAGCUUUGUAAUGGGGUUCAGACAGUCCCGAAAACUCCUAUUAUUUUCGGGACGCUGCAAAAUGUGAGUAAGUUCAAAUCGAAGAAAUUCCCGCUCGUCGUAGUCGACGAGUGUCACGAAGUCUACACGAAGAGUCAGCAAAGACAAAGCGAAAACAACGGAGAGAAAAUCAUGGAUUUCGUGCAAAAGAUAUGUAAUGAUUCUUUACUGCGUAUUUUCAUGUCUGGGACAAUCAUUACGAAUGGGAUUUGCGACGUGUACUGGCUCGCGCGCCUUAUGGGAUUUGAAGUCGGAGCGUACGACAUCUUUUACGAAAAUUUUUCAGUCGUAAUUUCGCGACUCUUUUUGACAGACGCGAUGAAGUCGGGAAAACGCGAUCUUUACCGACGCCAAGGAUUACAGCAAUUUUUCAAGCUUUAUGAGGCGUUUCUUCAUUGCAUCAACCGAGUGCAAACGCCUCUUCCGAUGAAUCGCUUCUUUACUUUUGUGUUUCGAAAAGAAGAUGUUACUCGCGACGAUGACGACGGUGGUCGCAAAUACAUCACCGACGAGGCGGUAGAUGAUCACGAUGACGCCUCGAGUGAUAAAACGAACAAAUACGGCAGUGACGACGAUCUCGAGAAUGUCGCGGACGAUAUAGUAGAACGAGGAGGAGGAGGAGGAGGAGGAGAAGGAGGUGGAGGCGAAGGAGAACAGCCGACGAACGAUUACGACUGCGAUCGAGUGCUAACACAAAUCUUCCAAAGCGAUUCUUAUUUUCAUACCAAUUUUCUUACGAUGUUUCUGAAACGUCUGCACGCGAUUGCGCCGUUCGCCAUGAAGCAUCAUGUCGAGAAUUUUAUACACGCGAUUGAGGACUUUUUAGAUAAGGCAGACGUGUCUGAAGAAUUGCGAAAAAUGGCGAAGGAACGAUUGAAUAUUUUUCAAGGUGUAUUGAACAACUGCUCGACAAUACAUCUUAAAAAUUCGUUAUCCGCGACGAUUCGCGUGAAUAUCGUAAUCAAUAGAAUCCUUGACUUCGUUGACGUUAAAAAGGUGAAAGUAGUCGUGACGUGCGAUUCGGUUGAACUCCUUCACGCGUUUGCUCAAAAUCUGAAGGAGAAAUCCGAAACGUUGCAAAAGCACGGAGAAUCAAUUUUGUUCCUCACGAGCGAGGACGCGCCACGUACAAAGGAUCGCAACGAUAUCAUAGAUCAAUUUCGAACGGACGAGCAAUCGCGCGUUCUGUUUGCGUCUCAAAUUGGGUCCGCGGGUGUAUCCUUUGCGCCAUGCUCUGUGCUAUUUAAGUUGGACGUGGGGUACAAAACACAUCUCGAGGAGCAAAGUAGCUACCGUUGUAGUCGUUUGCCCAAUCCGGAUGAUGCGAACAACGACGACAACGCAGAAAAGAAUUGCCAUGAAAUAGUAGUGACGAGUAUUGAUGGCAGUACUCGUGUUUUUCUCAACGAGUUACUCGCUGGAUUAAACAACUUUAGCGGCGCCGGUCGCCGAGACGGGAGUUCGUACAUGGAGAUUGUUAGAAAUGCAAAAAAUUUAACUCUGAUGAACCAAGCGACUCGGCAAAUUAAUGGCACUGAUGCUCAUGACAUUCUACUGGAAUACAUGAAAAACUUUUACGCAAAAUGCGUCCAGUUGCACGCGAGAUUAUUGACUGAGGAACAAAACAAUGGCGAAACGAUGGCGAUCCUUCGCAUGGACGAAGAACAAUUCCUCGAAGCGAUUUCUGCAACUCCUAUGCCGUGUGACGCUAAGAAGAAGAUACAAAUCAAAUCUAAUAAUCGCAGCGGCGUUGGCGGCGGCGAUGAUUGUGUUGGUGGUGGUCGUGGUGGUCGUGGUGGUGGUGGUGGUGGUGGUGGUGGUGGUAGUGGUGGUGGUAGUCGCGGUGGUGGAUUUCCAAAGAUGGAAGUCAGUGAAGGCAGUGGUUUGGGGUAUAUCAUGCCCUAUUCCAAUGAUGGGAAGACCGUCGAGAAUAGUUUGUGGGGAGUUCUUGAUAGUAUUGAAAAGAAUUGGGAUUCUGGCAACGAGAUAUCCCGCGAGAGUAUUAAAAACGCGAUCGAAACACACAACGCGGAAGCAGCAUCUGUGGCAGCGUAUGAAAUUUCUCAAAUCCAACAACAAGAUGGAACUGACGCGAUGAUGAAGAAAAAUUUUAAAGAGUUGGCGGCUGGCGAUUAUCCUCUGAAGUGUGAAUACAAAAGCAAUGUGUGGGAGAAUUGGCAGGAGAAUAUUCCAUCGUGCUCUAGACACGACAGAACUUCGGGUAAUAUGUUUCAUAAGCCUCAAGUAAACUCGAAGAUGAUGAUUGGUAUCGCGUGUGAACAAACCGCGCUCUUGGCGCUGUGCAAAGAGAAAAAUUUGAAAAUCGUGCGCGAGUACGGCGGUUUUUCAUUCAUGCACCAGAAGUACAACGUUUCGUAUUCGCCCGAUGCCGUCGUCUAUAGCGAAACAGACAAAAAGUUGUACGUGGUUGAAAUCAAAACGUCGUCGAAGUUGACAAGCAGCGCGUUGCUUGGAAUCAAUCAACGCGUGCAAUCUGGGCGAACGCAGUUGCAACUGGGUAUGCGCUUGCUCAACAUUUGUCAAUCUGGGAUUUUAGUUGAUUUUGUUCUGGACAAAAUUACGAAACGGCAAUCGAUGAGAAUUGAGUACUUUGAUAUUGAUUCGAAAGUUUAUACUAGAGGAACAAGAAGAAUCGAGAAAGACCCCCAAGAAUGGUUCAAAGUAUGUCACGAAAUGACGAAUGAUAAAGCCUUCACGGGUAAGGAAAAAAUAGAAAAUUGGCGUUUAAAUUUAGAUGGUUGA
Molecule: messenger RNA, 4266 nt
Organism: Bathycoccus prasinos
Lineage: Eukaryota; Viridiplantae; Chlorophyta; Mamiellophyceae; Mamiellales; Bathycoccaceae
Exons: 1
Coding region: 1-4266 (1421 amino acids)
Molecular function (GO): nucleic acid binding; ATP binding
Source: RefSeq, a predicted model, not a curated record